CAUUUUACCCUUGUUCUUACCAUUUUACUUGUCCUUUAACUGCUUAUUUCUCUUUACUUAUAUUUGUCUAUAAUUUUAUAUCCAAGUUCAAGACACUAUAUAUAUCUACUGAAAUUCUUUUAUUUGUGUAGUAAUAUUAUUUCAUUUUGUUAUUAUAUAUAUAAACAAUGCCGAGUCAGUAUGAAGAAGAACGUGCUUGGGAAGCAUCCAACCACAAUGUCCACAAUCAGUAUGAGGAAGAAGGAAAUGAAGAUGUCAUUGAAAACCCUGAUGAGGUGCUACAGGAAUGCUUGGAAAAAUUCAAAACUCCUGAUUAUAUAAUGGAACCUGGUAUUUUUGGACAACUAAAACGUUACUUUCAAGCAGGAGGUAACCCAGAGCAAGUUAUUGAACAAUUGUCUAUUAAUUAUAGUGCAGUGGCACAAAUGGCGAAUUUAUUAGCUGAAUGGCUUAUACUCGGAGGUGUAAAAGUAACAGAAGUUCAAGCAAUGGUAGAAAACCAUUUAAAAGAUAUGAUUCUUAAAACAUUCGAUCCUAAGAAAGCAGAUACAAUAUUUACUGAAGAAGGUGAAACACCAGCAUGGCUAACGGAAAUGAUUGAACAUCCAACUUGGAGAUCUUUAAUUUAUAGAUUAGCAGAAGAGUAUCCUGACUGUCUUAUGCUUAAUUUUACCAUUAAGCUCAUUUCAGAUGCUGGUUUUCAAGGAGAAAUAACUAGCAUAUCUACUGCUGCGCAACAAAUUGAAGUAUUUUCCAGAGUUCUUAAAUCUGCCAUUGUAGGAUUUUUACAAAGUUCUGAUGAUUGGCAAAAUAGUGUAAAUGAAUGUGCUAAAAUGGUUUGUCAUGGUGCUCACACGUAUGUGUACAGUCAAGUUAUAGUACACAUACUAUCUCAGGAGCCGAGAGGAGGUGCUAUUAUGAAAAGACUUAGUCAAGAAAUAACUCGUUGUGCUCAACAAAGCGGACACGACGUGACGCCCAUAACUCUGGCGCUGACAGCUGGCGAGAGCUGGCGUAACGCUCGCACAGCGCUCGCUGCAAUGCUGUCGCGAGGCGCUCUCAAUCCUGCAGAUAUAUCGGUACUGUUCCGAGCGUACAUGCAACCGGAGCCACCACCAGUUCAUCUACUACGCAUACCUCAGUUUUUAGAACUACUAGUGGACUCACUUUUCAAGCUUGGCAGCAAAUUAAAUCCUGAACAUAAAUCCAAAUACAUGUAUCUACUGGCAUAUGCUGCUAGUGUAUGUGAGGGAGUGACGCCAGGAAGGCCUGUCAAGGAUGAACUUAAAGCGACUGUGCAGGCUAUAGAAAAAGUGCACACUGUAUGUAACAGUUCUGCCAGCUCAAGUGAAUUAAUUGCCGAAUUACCUACAUUAUAUCAUUGCAUAAGGUUUCCAGUCGUCGGUAUGGGCGUUUUAGUAUGGGUAGAAUGUGUUGUGACAGAACCUUCCUAUUUCAAGCUUUGUACAGAACACUGUCCAGUGCAUUUAGCAUUGUUAGAUGAAGUAGCCUCAUGCCACCAAUUGCUACACCAUAGACUAUUAAGGUUACUUGUGCAGUUAUUUGAAUCACCACAAGAUGAAUUGGAAAUUCUAGUUCAGUUGGAAUUGAAAAAAAUGUUACUUGACCGCAUGGUAAACUUAUUAAGUCGAGGUUGUGUAGUGCCAGUAUUACGAUACAUCAAGCAAUGUUGGCAACGUGGGGAUACAGACAUUUCCCUUAUAAGAUAUUUCAUCACUGAGGUACUAGACGCUAUAGCCCCACCGUAUACUCCUGAAUUUGUGCAACUUGUUCUACCGAUGGUCGAGAACGAAGAGAUUACCGGCACAAUGAGAGCGGAAGGCGAAAACGACCCCGUAUCCGAAUUCAUAGUUCACUGUAAGGCGCAUUAUGUCGUUUGAAUCACUCUACAACUAGAAUAAUGUACCUUAUAAGUAAAUUUCAACUAUAGUUCGUAUCUAAUUAAAUUUUAUGUUGUAUUUAUAUAAUAUAUUAUUUAUUAAAA
Messenger RNA from Galleria mellonella (greater wax moth), 2005 nucleotides. It is a transcript of the gene TH1, whose product is annotated as negative elongation factor D. The transcript is spliced from 12 exons. Gene Ontology annotation, cellular component: NELF complex; nucleus. Gene Ontology annotation, molecular function: RNA binding. Lineage: Eukaryota; Metazoa; Arthropoda; Insecta; Lepidoptera; Pyralidae. Gene Ontology annotation, biological process: negative regulation of transcription elongation by RNA polymerase II. Bases 168 to 1901 code for a protein of 577 amino acids. The record is from RefSeq and is a predicted model, not a curated record.